Durio zibethinus is the source of this 2495-nucleotide messenger RNA. RefSeq names its product cysteine protease ATG4-like. Gene Ontology annotation, cellular component: cytoplasm. Gene Ontology annotation, molecular function: cysteine-type endopeptidase activity; protein-phosphatidylethanolamide deconjugating activity. Lineage: Eukaryota; Viridiplantae; Streptophyta; Magnoliopsida; Malvales; Malvaceae. Gene Ontology annotation, biological process: piecemeal microautophagy of the nucleus; C-terminal protein lipidation; mitophagy. The record is from RefSeq and is a predicted model, not a curated record.
CAUAACUCGUUUUAUCUAUUCUAAUCAUAGGAGAGAAAAAGAAACAUGUGCUUUUGAUUCCCCAAAUUUUCUCCGUAACUCGACCCGUACCCAAAGUUUCUUUCACAAUUCUCAGGGGCCUUGUCUUUAAUUCUUCCAUCUCCCUGUCUCUCAGACGUGUCUCACACCUUGGGGGUCCCGAUUGGUGCUUCCUAUUUCCUUGUUUUCUCUUUCAAUUUCACUUAUUUCUUUACUUGAACAAACCUGUGGAUCCCUUGAUUUUGCGAAUUAGAUUGCCAACGAUCAUCGACAGGGAUCGUGCGAUUCGAUUCGGAAGUCGAAUUCUUGUAUCUCUGCUUUACCCGAUGGGAGCUGCCGAAUUAAAAUUUGCUUCUAUGACAUGAGCCUAGUCCGUCAUAUUAUUGCCUGCUGCUGCAUGAGUAGGUAAUGAAGGGUUCUCAUGAGGGGAAUGUUGCUUUAAAAUGCUCUUCUAAAACUGCUAUCGAUAGCUCACCAUCCCCUGGAACUGGAUUAGAGCCAGGUCCCAGUGACUUUAAGUUCUCCAAGAGUUCUGUCUGGUCAAACUUCUUUGCUUCUGCUUUCUCAAUCUUUGACACAUAUAGUGAGUCGUCGGCUUGUGAAAAGAAGGCAUCCCUUCGUAAAAACAAUGGGUGGACAGCAGCUGUGAAGAGGGCUGUCUCCGGUGGCUCAAUGAGGAGGGUUCACGAGCGUGUUUUGGGGCCAAGCAAGAUUGGAAUAUCUAGCUCAACUAGCGACAUAUGGCUUCUAGGCGUGUGCUAUGAAAUUUCACGGGAGGAGUCCUCUGGAGAUAUGGAUGCCACCAAUGGAUUAGCUGCAUUCAAACAAGACUUUUCAUCACGAAUAUUGAUGACAUAUCGUAGAGGUUUUGAUGCUAUUGGAGACACAAAAAUUACAAGUGAUGUCGGCUGGGGUUGCAUGCUUCGAAGUAGCCAAAUGCUUGUUGCUCAGGCUUUGCUUUUUCAUCGAUUGGGGAGGUCUUGGCGAAAACCUUUGCAAAAGCAAUUUGACCAAACGUAUAUCGAGAUCUUGCAUCAGUUUGGUGAUUCUGAGGCCUCAGCUUUCUCCAUUCACAACCUUGUUCAAGCUGGAAAGAUUUAUGGACUUGCUGCUGGGUCAUGGGUAGGCCCAUAUGCCAUGUGUCGCUCGUGGGAGUCUCUUGCUCGCUCUAAGGGGGAGAAAAAUGACCUUGAGCACCAGUUACUUCCUAUGGCUGUCUAUGUUGUUUCUGGUGAUGAAGAUGGUGAGAGAGGAGGAGCUCCAAUUGUUUGCAUUGAAGAUGCUUCUAGGCACUGUUUUGAAUUUUCAAGAUGCCAUGCUGAUUGGACCCCUAUUGUUUUACUUGUACCCUUGGUUCUUGGACUUGACAAAGUAAAUCCCAGGUACAUUCCAUCAUUGCAAGCAACAUUCACCUUUCCACAAUGCCUUGGCAUUUUGGGUGGGAAACCUGGUGCCUCGACUUACAUUGUUGGUGUUCAAGAAGAAAAUAUUUUCUACCUUGAUCCACAUGAUGUUCAGCCGGUAGUUAAUCUUAGUCGGGAUAAUCUGGAGGCUGAUACUUCGUCUUAUCACUGCAAUGUUAUACGACACAUUCCUCUGGAUUCAAUUGAUCCAUCCCUGGCAAUUGGAUUUUUCUGCCGAGACAAAGAUGAUUUUCAAGAUUUUUGUUUCCGGUCUUCCAAACUAGCUGAUGAAUCAAAUGGUGCUCCCUUAUUCACUGUUGCUCAAACUCUUAUUAUUUUUAAGCCCAUUAGCUAUGGCGAUGCUUUGGCUGACACUGGUGAGGUUCGAGAGGAUGAUUCCUUUGGUGUAAUGCCUAUGGGUGACAUGGAUGGCAGCACUCAUGAGGACGACUGGCAGCUCCUUUGAUGGGAACUUUCUUUAUCUUCUGCUGGAUUGUAUACUCAACUCCCUGGUUCCUCCAUUGGAAGAACCUUGAUUUACAACUUGGGCGAUUCUGUCUACUGUCCAUUAACUACAUUUGUAGGUAGUGUCUAAGUUAUAAUGAUUCUUUACCCUCAAUUUUAGACUAUUGCAAGCUGUUAAUAUAAUUGACCAAUAUUGAUUUGUGUAAGAUACGUGCGAUUGCUGUUGAAUUUUUUUUUUUUUUGGUAGACAACAAUGUGCUGCUGAUUUUUCUAUUGCAAUGCUAUGUUUGAACUCUUUUGCGUUAAUGCAAAGAAAAUUUUCAUUAACUUGAUCCAAAAUUUUCAAACAAUGAAACAUAACAACCAGUCAGAGCGAGUGGCAACACCUGUUAAAAAGGACAUGAGUGGAAGCAUCAAUUCUUUUCCCAAAUAAGUAGAGAGGUGCUUAUAAAAGCUGUGGCAAGUACAAUCCAAUGCUACCCAAUAAGCUGCUUCUCGUUCCCAAAAGCAGUUAUGUAGUGAGAUUGAAGGGGUGAAUUCUGCCAAAAGAGGUUGGUUGAGAUGAUAAGGUUCAAAUAUUUCAAUUGUAAGGUUUAGAUUCGAGUCUCA